Cololabis saira (Pacific saury) is the source of this 4051-nucleotide messenger RNA. RefSeq names its product AFG1 like ATPase b (gene afg1lb). The transcript is spliced from 13 exons. Gene Ontology annotation, cellular component: mitochondrion; cytoplasm. Gene Ontology annotation, molecular function: ATP hydrolysis activity; ATP binding. Bases 2 to 1480 code for a protein of 492 amino acids. Lineage: Eukaryota; Metazoa; Chordata; Actinopteri; Beloniformes; Belonidae. The record is from RefSeq and is a predicted model, not a curated record.
CAUGGCGAGCUACGCGGCCGCCUCGACUCUCCGAACUACUCUAAAUGUUUCUUUAAUAGACAAAGCUAUGACUUUAAAGAAAAUUCACCUUUUGUCAGUCAGUUGCGUUGGAACGGGAGUCAGUAGCUGGAGGGCAUCCUCCUCCGGCUCUGCAGCUGCAGAUGCCCCCGGCUCCAGUGACCUGCUGGACGGCUAUGGCCGCCUGGUCCAGCGCGGCUCCCUGAGGACGGAUGCUCAGCAGAGACAUGUGCUCCAGCGCCUGGCUCAGCUGCAACACACGCUUAAGAACCACAGUAACAGCAUUUACCUCAAUCCAAGAUUAAACUCUAAGGAUGACAGCUGUCAAGUUCAGAAUGAUGAUAAUGCCUGCAUCACAACUCCUCAAAAGGACGAGCCCAUUGCACCUCCACCUAAGGGCUUCUACAUUUAUGGGGAUGUUGGCACAGGGAAGACCAUGCUCAUGGAUUUGUUUUACUCCCACGUGGAGCAGAGUCGUAAAAAGCGAGUGCACUUCAACGGUUUCAUGUUGGACAUCCACAAAAGGAUCCAUCGGAGGAAACAAAGCCUGCCGAAACGAACGCUGGGGAAGAUGUUCACCUAUGACCCCAUAUCACCGGUUGCCGUGGAGAUCAGCAACGAGACCUGCCUUUUGUGUUUUGAUGAGUUUCAGGUGACUGACAUUGCUGAUGCCAUGAUCCUGAAGCAACUGUUUGAGACGCUGUUCAAAACCGGAGUGGUGGUGGUGGCCACCUCCAACAGACCCCCUGAUGAUCUGUACAAAAAUGGACUUCAGAGAGACACCUUCCUACCUUUCAUCGACGUGCUGAAGCAAUACUGCCACACCAUCUGCCUGGACUCUGGGAUCGACUACAGGAGGCUGGACAAGCCCGCAGCAGGAAAACUCUACUACCUCACAGGGGAGCCUGGAGCGGAGGCCUACUUGGAUGCUCUGUUUGAGGAGUUGGCACUGAGACAAAAGGCUGUUCGGGCCCCUCGGGUGCUGACGGUGCUGGGCAGAGAUGUGACUCUGGAGACGACCUGUGGCUCCAUCGCUGACUGCACCUUUGAUGAGCUCUGUGGUCAAGCUCUGGGUGCCAGUGAUUACCUGGAGAUGGCCCGGGUCUUUGACACCGUGUUCAUCCGCCACAUUCCCAUGCUGACGCUGUCUCUGAAGGACCAAGCCAGACGCUUCACCACUCUUAUAGACAACUUCUAUGACAACAAGGUGAGAGUCGUGCUUCUGGCGGCAGCUCCUUUAGACCAGCUGUUUGGCCAUACCGGAGGAGAGGACGAAAGAGAUCGACAGCUGCUGGAUGACCUGGGCCUCAGUGGGGAUGCAGCAGAGCGGCUGACUCUGUUCACGGCUGAGGAGGAGAUCUUUGCCUUCCAGAGGACCAUCUCUAGACUCAGUGAUAUGCAGACUGAGCAAUAUUGGAUGGAGGGAGAUCGCAGUUACAGAAAGAGACAUGUGAACACCUAACAUAUGUUGCAAGCUGUCCUGAUAAUGAUCUACCUCCAGACUGCAUAGUGCCUCACAAACUAACUACACUCCAUGAGAGAAAAGGAUCACAUAAUUUGGGGCAAAUCAAGUCAAUUGUUUUCAGUGUGAGCAGAUCUAUUCAGCAGUAAAGUUACAGAUAACAAAGCAAAACUUGCACAGUAGCGGUUUGGUUUUAGUUAUCUUCGUUUUUUUCACAUGCCUUGUACCUGUUUUUUUCUGUUAGGUCAUUUUCUAUAAAGUGUGCUCUCUCCCCCUUGUGGUUAAUUUGGAAAAUAAAUGUGUAUGAAUCAUGAAGCAAACAGGUGCUCAACAGGGAGAAGGAACCAAGUGUCCCCUACUGUGAGCGCUUACUGCCCUCUAGUGGUGGGUCUCUGUGGCUGUUUUAAGAUCUGGUAUAGAUGUAAGAUCUUAUUCGUGAUACUAACGCAUGUAAAUAAUAACUGGAAUUUAUUUAAUACAGGUCAAGAUUUUAAACAAAUUAGAACUGGUUUUGGCUAACUGUAUCAACAGCAGUUUCUAUUUCACAUUUGAAAUGUAAAAUUUCUCUUCAAUUAUUUACAUGCAUUGCUGAAUAUUUUUCAAACUGCAUUCCCUGUGUUUAAUGGCAUCAUGCCAUGGGAUUAUGUGAAUCAGUAGAUCAAUACCCAAACUAAUUACUGUAAAAUUUAAACUGACACAGGGGUGAAAAAAGUAAGAUAGGCAAAUUGGAUGCAAAAAGCACUUAUAUUACAUGCAAAAGUUGAUACAAUAUGGAAAAUGUUCACUUUGUGUCACUUUUUUUAUUUGAUCACCAUAUAUGUUCAUUAUUUACAUUUAAAGUUUUUUAUGCAAAUUAAUAUUUCUGUUAAGUGCGAUGACAACAAUUACAUUUUUGGAUGGAGACAUUCAAUCCUUAAUGUUGCAAUUUUAAAUGAAUUGACUUCUACAGCACUGUGUUGCUCCAAUCUGAAAACAACCAUUACCUUUUUUAUUUAAUAACAUUUCUAACAUCACCAAAACCUUAAAUGUGCAAUGUUUGUUAAAAUAUACUGAAUGACUUCUCGAGAUCUUUUCACAAUUACUUGGCAGUGAUCAAUUGUAGUUUUACCCGUGUUGGUCCAUAGGUGGCAGCAGAAAUCAACCAAUUCCCGACGGUUUAUUAUUGUCCAUCCAAGGAUGAGGUCAUCCUUGUGCACCACUCCAGCCUGGACCAGCCCGCUUUGAUAACGAUUACAAUAUCUAAACCGAGAGCGUUAUAUAAGAUACUGUGUUUGUGAGAAGAGGCCAACUUGACAGUGUCAUGGAACAAGUACAGACAUGCCAAUGUGAUGUUUGUUAUCUAAUUGUUAUCCUAUUAGAUUCAAGGGGCACUGCAGGUGGACGUGUUUGUGUGCAUGGAAACACGCGUGACUCAUUUGCAAGCCUUCGUCUCUCCCCCCACCAGAAUUAUCAGUUAAAGGAGUUCAAGUCCUGUAAUGCCAUAAGGCAUCUUGGUCUGAUCAGAGCAUUACGUUUACAUGGAAACCUCAGAUGCAACCAGAGAUGGUAGACAUGCUGUGAUUGUCUGAUCUGGCUUAGAGGACUAGUCGUCAUCCCCUCUGGACUACAGAGCUCAUACCCCAUGCUGACAUAAGGGGAAAUGAGAUGCUUCACCUUUUUUAUCUCUUUUUCACUCUCAUCACUUUAAGAAGGAACCAUAUAGAUGUCAGCUGAUACAUUUGUGCACCAAGGUUUUCUUCGGGUUAACCACUCUUUUGUAUUUAUAUUGCUGAUAAGAACAGACGGGGAUCUUGCACCAUGAAGCUGGCUUGGUGUUCAAUCAGGCAUGACAACAAAACACACCUAUGAGUUAUUUUCUGUCAUGUCAAAACAGUCUCUCUUUUUUUUUUAACCAUUAUUUUCAAAUCAGCACAAUAUAUCUAAAGAUUAUAUUUAGUUCUGAGAAAAGUUUGCUUCGUGGUUGAAUGAACCUGGGUGAAACAAAGGUUCAGGUGGAUAUAAAGUAAUCUGAAAAUAGGAACACCUUUAUCUGAGUCUGGUACAGCUGACCUUUGUACAUGAAGGAUUUCUGUGCACUGACACAAACCAACAAACGUCUAAAGCCUCAUGCUGUAUAACGGGCAAAGUUAACUCUGCAGGAGCCAAACUGCAGCAUCAGGUAUUCUCUUUAAUGUGCAGGGAACAAAAACGUUCACACACAAUGUGUGAAUGAGUGCAGCGACGGUCACCCAUAAUCCUGUGCUUUAAAUAUGACUUUGAGCUGUACCAGAAUGUCUGAAUAAAUGUGUGUCAUGGAGAAACACCAAUCUGAAUCCUUUUUGAGGGCUUUUGUUAAGGAUCAUCUGGUUGAGAGGGAAACUAAGUACAAUAUUCAGUAUUUAUAACAAUGAAUGUUGUUGAUGUUAUUAAUUUAAAAAAAAACGACAAACACGAAACAUAAAUCAAUGUUGCAAAACUGAAGGUUAUAUUUGUCAGGAUCAGCCGCGAAGGCGCAUUCCUGCACAGCGACGGCGGGCACGCGCAUCACGAACGCCAGGCGCGCCCCCGACGAGACAAAGAAGACGUUCACGA